Messenger RNA from Aspergillus mulundensis, 807 nucleotides. Its product is annotated as glutathione S-transferase family protein. The record is from RefSeq and is a predicted model, not a curated record. Lineage: Eukaryota; Fungi; Ascomycota; Eurotiomycetes; Eurotiales; Aspergillaceae. The transcript is spliced from 2 exons. Bases 1 to 807 code for a protein of 268 amino acids.
AUGACAGAACAAACCCCAGUGCACUUUUUCGACCUUCUGUCAGACCUUUCUGGACCCUCCAAAGCAUGGUCUCCCAACACGUUCAAGACCCGCCUCAUUCUGAACUACAAGGGCAUCCCAUACACCCAGACCUAUGUCUCCUACCCUGACAUCGCCCCUCUGCUCAAGGGCCUGUCUGUUCCACCUCACCCGGAGGGAACCGCGCACACCGACUACACCCUGCCAGCCAUCGUUCACCCCUCGGUGACCACAAACCCAUCCGGAGCCCUGAUGGACUCUCUCCCCAUCGCCUGCCACCUAGAAGAACACUUCCCGGAGCGACCCAUUUUCCCAUCAGGGGAUGCCAGCUACGCCCUUGCGGUCUCGGUCAACAGAAUCAUGCGUCUUGUUGGGUUUGCGGUGUAUAGGCUCGUGCUCGUCCCUAUCGCGGACAUUCUCGACCCGCGGGGGAAGGAGUUUUAUGUUCGAACCCGUUCGGCGACGUUCGGUAAGCCGUUACAAGAGAUCCGCCCCAACGAUGAGAAGGAAAUCAAGGAGAUGAUCGAAAAGGCGAAGACGGAGAUGGGGACUUUAGUGGAGAUGCUCAAGGGCAGAACCGGAAAGACCGGCCCAUUCUUCGAGGGCGACAAGGCCGGAUAUGCGGACUUCCUCGUGAUGGGAUUUCUGAUUUGGUUCAAGAUUGCGGAUGAGAAGAUCUGGCAGGAGAUGAUUGGACUGGGAGAUGGUGAAAUCAAGGCCUUGUGGGAUGCCUGUUACCAAUGGGUUGAAGGACAGGGCGAGGACAAGGUCUGGGAAAUCGCACAGUAG